CAAAUUGACAGUACGCAAACGCAGGCUGACCAAAACAGGCACCAAGACGCAUGAUCAAAAAGAUUUUACACCGCUAGUCCGACGAGUGAAUAUCGAUUAUAAAAUAGAACAAAGUUCUGCAACAAAAAUGAGUCUAACAUUUAUAAAGGGCAUUUGAUUGAAUUAAAAAUUCACGAUGCUAGGGAAGGCUGUGCUGUGUUUAUCGACUCUACACUUUUACAGUGUAGCGGCACAGGAGCAAUGUACGGAUUUGCGCGGUCGGUUGAUUUCCCACGGCCUUCAUUAUGUGCCUGGCCCAGAUACCUGUACGCUUUGCGUUUGUGACAAUGGACUGCCUAAAGUUUGUAAGGCGGUACUAUGUUCACCUCCACAGGAUUGCCGCUCAUUCCGUGUGGGCAACACAUGUUGCGAAUUCAUUUGCCUCGACGACGUGGUGAAACCGGCUGAAGGCGCGGAAGCCAACGUGCGCAUGGCUGCGGGCGGCGCGGCGGCCGUCGUACUGCUAACAGUAGCGCUCGUGGUGUAUAGAGUGAGGAAGCAGAAACGGCGCAGACCACCCCAUGCUGACGAUCAGAGGAGUUUGACUAGUAUUGGGUACAUAAGCGGCAGCAUGGGCUACAUGGGAGGCACUUGUGAGACAGCGUUGGCCGCGUGGAAACCGCCAAGCAACUAUCUGCCGCGGGGCGAAGCACCACCGCCGUACGAUGAGGCUAUAGCACAAUGUCGACCUGAAACUAUGAGAGUAUCAAACGAGACAUCUUACCACCGCACAUACCCGGCAACCGUUGAGUCUAUGGCGCGGCCCGACGAAUGUGCGAGCCACGGCUACGUGAACAUCCCGCGCCCCGUCACACAGGUUACAUAUUAUAUCGCCAACACACAAAACUGCUACAAUGCUCCGCUGCUGCAGCCGGUACAUCAACAAGACAAUCGCGAGCCCGCGUCUAUGCCUCAUCACCCUCUCGCUCCUAACAUGGUAGGAUUUCCCAGUGCAAUUCGCCUGACGGGUUCUCUAGGCGCGAUCAGCAACCGCGGCCUGCUGUCAGUCUUGCAGCGCGAACCGGACCACGAGCGACCGCAUAACGUGCCCGGCUUCUAUACCAACAGUGCUAAUGUGCACACUUCACUUCACCGCACAAUCCCCCGCAUAUCAACGGCCGUAGACGCGACGCUCCUAGACACGCCCAUUUCGGGGUUCAACCGAGCCGACCGCUCCCUUCACAACGAGAUCCGACGCUCGUUCCACAAGCCCAGCGAGAAUAACCGACACAAUGCCGACACCGGCCGAAGUAUGCCGAGAAAUCUUAACUUGGCUUCGGUCAAUGAUAUCUCUAGGAACAUCGAACCGGUCUUGGAUGUUGAUACUAGCCAAGCCCGUCUAAGCGGUGCCAACGGCUGGCGAGGCCGCACUCACAGCGAGGAACAGAACGUGGGCAGUGAGCGAGCACCAUCCCCCGCCCCCGCGCCCGCGCCCGCCCCCGCGCCGCCCCCACCCGCCCCGCACGCCCCGCACGCCGCCCCGCAAGUGCCGCCCCAUGCGGCGCCACAACCGCAGCCGACGCUGCCGCUGACGGUUGAUAAGCCGUCAUGCGUGUGCAGUUACGAGGGCUCGGCGCCGGGCGCGGAGGACGCCGACGACUAUCGCAGCGAGUGCGAGAACUGCAAGUCUGCCAGCAGCUCUAGGUGGGUGCUGGAGGAGGGGUGGGAGCAGGGCGCGGAGGGGGCGGGCGGCACGCAGACGCUGCAGCGCCGCGCGCCGCCGCCCGCGCACGCGCCGCCCGCCGCCGCCACGCUGCCGCAGCCCGUCACCAAGCAAACGCGAACCGUGAUGGGUCCUCCGUCGAACUGGGAGAACUGGUUCAACACGAUUCCCGACUCCGAUUCGGAGUCUGAGGAGGAGUAGGCCCCACAACCCUCGCUCAACAACGCACACCCACCUCACUCACGAUAUAGUUCCGUGCCACGGAGUAUUGAGCAAAUGGAGAGCGAAUGUUCCCACCAAAAUACGUGAUACAGAGACCUACGCUUGUAUGUCUGUAAGUAGUUGCUUUUAUGGCACUCCAGUUGUUCAUUACUCUAUGAUUCACGCGAUACUUCAAACAUCAUGAUCGAUGAGUCAACCGUCAUUCGAUUAUUGUAAACGACAGGUUCUUUGUUUGAAAUAUUGUGUGUAACGGAUCGUACAUCCGACAUUUCUUUUUAAUUGUAAGUUUGAACCUUAGAUAUUUAUUAAAUUCGUCACUCCUUUUUUGAUGAAGUAAAAGAAUUACGCCAAUAUUUUUUUUUAAGAUGGCUAUUUAAUUCGAUAGUUAGUGCUAGAUUAACGAUUUAGAAUUCUUAUUCUGAUUUGCUUAUAAAGCAAGAUAUUUUCUGAUUCUGCAUGCCGUUUCGAAGUACCUUAUUGUAUUUAACAUUCCUUUGAUGAUAUUAAGUUUUUUUACACUAACAACCAUUGUUGGUUGCUUUGCUAUUGCACAUUUAAUGUGUUAUUGUAUUACGUUAUUAUUAUUAUUUGUUGCAUAAUACACUUCGCCUAUGUAUUUAAUACCAAAGAUUUGUUGUUUCAUGUAUAUUGUGUUGUAAUUUGUUUCUACUAUUUCAACUGCCUUCGCCAUGGUGUCUAUGGACUCGAAUUUAAUCGCUUUUUUAUGAAUAGAAACGAAACAAGUGAAGUACAAGUUUCGAUGUCGAUGUUUUACUGUUUAUUCUAUUGUUUAUAUAAAAAUCAGCAGUACUUCAGCAAUAUGUUAUGAUUGACUGUUUACUUUUUUUUGCGAACCACGGCGGAGACAAUACUUUAAGCUAUUUGUUGUUAAUUUAUACUAAAGUACCAUAGACCUUGUGUGAGGAUACAAAAUAAUUUUAUUAUAGCUCUAAGUAUACUUAUGUAAUAACGACAGUAUUUUACGAAUAGUGUUGUCACAAAAUUGAUGUCGAAAUUUCUCGUUCAAAUAUAAAUCAAAGCUCUCUAGUUUUGAAUAUUUUCAUAGAUAACAUAGUGCCAAAAAAGAACUGACAUGUGAAAUACUGACGAUAUAGUAGUGGUGGCCAUGUUCAGUUCAGUUAGAGAAAACUUUAUCUCCUGGUUUUGAAUAAAAUGUAAUAUAAGUGAACAUCAUUACUCCAAUAUAACAUUUUUGCUUCAUAUAGAUGUACAAGGAUAAAUUGCACAUAUUGUAUGUCUCUGAUAUUUGAUAUUGUCAUUCAUAAUGUUUCUGGAAAAUCGGUUGAUUUCCCAACCAUACACAAUUAAACACUAUUUGAAAUUAAAUACUUUUAAAUAAAUAAUGUCAUAUUAAUGACGGACAGGAUUUAAGAUAUCGAUUUUAAAUGACGAAAGCGCCCGAUCCGAACGAUUCGAUCUAACGAUAAUUAUUAAAAUAAUUUUUAUGUUUUAUUAUUCAAACGCAUAAUAUUGGUGUUACAAAUGGACCGUUGAAGUGAUGCUAAUUAUUUGGAUUUAUGAAUUUCAAGCCCAUCGGAAGAUUAUAAUGUAAGUCGAACCAAAGAUUGUUGAAUAAAAAUGUGAUUGAUAUCAUUUUAGUGUUAUAGAAUUUGCAUUGUAGAUGUUCAGGCUCAAUAAUAGAAAUACUAGAAUCAGUUGACUUGCAACAUUGAGAUAUUACAAAUAUUCAAAAUAUGGAACAUUAAAUACAAAAGUCUAGCUAUAUAUUUUUGUCUAAUAAGAUUAAUAUAAAUGAGUAAGAAUUAUUCAUAAUAAAUAGGGAGUCUAGAAUAUUUGUAAGUAAUUAAAAUUUUCUCUUUAUUCGCCCACCCGUUUUGUGUUACAUCAUUAAGGUCUGUAGGCAGUUCGGAAGAAAGAAAAUAGAACAUUAAAUAGUCUGACUUUCAGGGUUGUAAGUAAUAAAUAGCACGUGUAUAAAUAUUUAGUGAUGUAAAAUAUCGGAACAUACUGCAGCAGUGCUUUUCAUACAUUGUGUUGAGUCAAUUUUGCUGAUCGCUAGUAGAACGCGUCUGAUGUGUACCCGUAGUUAGGAUGUUUAAAAAGUUCAACGUUUUUGUUUUUCAGAAAUCGAUAAAGAAUCUUUAUAAUAAAUUUCAAAUAAAUGGGGAAUGGUACCACGAACUGGAGAUUGUAAAACAAUUUUUUUCUGUUUAUUGACGUUUCCGGAGGCUAAAUCAUUUGAAAAGAUAAUAUAAUUAGACAGCUAGGAGGGUAAAAAUCUUAGGUAGAUCGAAAGCGUGAAAGAGGUGAUCAACCUUUCUAAAUUAACUUCAAAAAACAUUUGCAGAUAUUGGCCAGAUUUUAAUGGAAUGGAUUAAUGGUUCGAAGUUUUUCGUCUAUGGGUUAAAUAGAGUAAAAUAAAACUCGAUUGAUAUUUUAUAUUUCAUUGUCUACCGUAAGCAAUAAACCUUGAUCGAGAGGUGCCCCGUUUAAAUAAAGAAUUAUAGAUACGAGUAGUAUUAUAUAUUUUUGUCUAUUCUAAUUUGUAGGACUUUAUGAUAUUGUUAAUUAAUCAUCAUUGCCCAUUGAAGUGUUACGAUUGAUUCUAGAUAGAUAAUAUGAAGUUACAUGGCAAAUGGUCAUUAAAUAAAAUAAAAACUUGGCGUUUAAUGCCGGGUGAACCAGUUCUGGUAACACUGACCAAAGACGUGACAGAUCGCUCGGUGGGCUUAUGACUAAUUAUACGAACCAAGAGAACUAAUCGUUACAUUUCUGUGGGCAGUGAUAUUCCCCUUUUUCUUGCAUUCCACUCAUUCCACGUACAAAUAUUUUCUUGUGUAUUGACCGUCUGCAAAUAAAUGUGGCGUGAGCGAUUCGCUAACGUCGACGGGUAGAGCAGUAUUACAACAUUCCCGAACCAAAUAUCUUUGUUUAGAUAUUAUUGAAAUAAACAAGUUAAUGGAAAUGUGAA
This is a messenger RNA of Helicoverpa zea (corn earworm), 4877 nucleotides long. RefSeq lists its product as uncharacterized. Bases 176 to 1903 code for a protein of 575 amino acids. Gene Ontology annotation, cellular component: membrane. The transcript has 12 exons. NCBI's taxonomy places the organism in Eukaryota, Metazoa, Arthropoda, Insecta, Lepidoptera, Noctuidae. The record is from RefSeq and is a predicted model, not a curated record.